CCACUCAAGUCAUUGAAGAAAAAAAUCAGGGCGAGUGUCUCGCGUUGAAGAAAAAUUUCUGGUCGUUGAGGCGGCCUUCUUGGAAAAUUAUGGUUGAUUGACCAACGCGGUCACGGUUCAGACCUCUCUGCUCAUAAUACGGUCACCGGAGCGAAUCAACGUGAAGGUGGUCUGAACGAGUGCCAAGCAUGAAGCAGCAACAGCUUGUAUCAGGGGUUCUUCUUCUGAUAUUUUCCUUCGAUGUUUCUCUCUCUCUCGCGAUGGACACCAUCACUCCGAGCCAGCAAAUCGCGGGCGAUCAAGCCUUGGUGUCAGCCGGGGGUGUCUUCGAGCUGGGUUUCUUCAGCCCUCUCAACUCCACAAACAUAUACCUGGGUAUAUGGUAUCAUAAAAUUCCCGUUCCAACAGUUGUGUGGGUCGCCAACAGAGAGAACCCACUCCUAGAUUCCUCCGGAGUUCUUGAGCUGAGCACCGAUGGAAGCCUAGCACUCCAUACCAAGACGAACAGCACGAUCUGGUCCACAGUCCCGUCUUCGGUCAGCAACCCCGUCGCGAGGUUGCUGGACUCGGGGAACCUCGUUAUCGUGACAGAAGGUAGUUCUGAAAAGAGCCCGGCCCCUGCAUGGCAGAGCUUCGAUUACCCGUCCGACACGUUGCUACCGGGCAUGAAGCUGGGUAUGGACAUUGGAACGGGUCUCGAUCGCUACCUCACACCGUGGAGGAGCCCCGUUGACCCCUCUCCCGGGAGCUAUUCUCUCAGAAUCGAUGUUCGUGGAUCCCCACAAGCCAUUAUCUGGAACCAGAGCGGAGGGGUGACCCUGAUGGACUUGAUUUCUAAUGAUUUGUUCAUCUUCAACUAUGUCUCUACUCCCUACGAGGUAACUCUCACCUACGAUACCAAGAAACGAUCCAUAACAUCGAGGGUGGUGUUCAAUUCGUCCGGGGAGGUUCAGCAGUUUGUUUGGGUUGAUAAGGAGGAAGAAUGGCAAGCACUGGAAGACACGUGUGACCUAGUUUCAUGUGGACCCAACAGUGUUUGUACCCCUGAUAGCUUCCCGGCGUGCAAUUGUUUGAUCGGAACAGAGCCCAGGUCAGUCCUCAAUUGGUCUCGCGGGGAUGCUUCCAGUGGGUGCUUCAGGAGAAUUUCGAGUUUAGCAUGCGGGGCUGGCGACGGACUCGUGCUCAUGACGGGAACAAAUCAUCCAGAAAUGUCAAAUUCCGUGGAAAACAUGAGCAUGAGCUUGGAGCAGUGCAGAGAUGCGUGCUUGCGCAACUGCUCUUGCUCUGCUUUUGCCAGUUACGAAGAAGGAAUAGGCUGCAUCAUGUGGGCUGGCGAUCUCUUUAAGCUGCGGCGGUAUGCAAAUGGUGGACACGAUCUAUACAUCCGGGCUGCAGCAUCAUACUUAGGUCAAUCAUCACAUACCAAGAGGAGGCGAAAAUGGGUCAUUGGUGGACUACGAGCAGUGGCUGGUGCUGUGGCUUCUUUACUAGUGUUGGUAUUGUUUAUGUGGUGCAUAAGGAAGAGAUUGAAAAAGAGAACAGGUACAACUAGGAUCUCCUACCAUCAUGAAGCUACUACAGGAGAAGUCCUCGAACUGCCAUCAUUUGACUUGUUCACCAUCACAUCUGCCACCGAAAACUUUGCUAUCACUAACAAAAUUGGCGAGGGAGGGUUUGGCCCUGUUUAUAAGGGCAUGCUGUUUGAGAGAGAAGUUGCAGUUAAAAGGCUGUCAAGAAGUUCAGGACAGGGCCUCGAGGAGUUCAAAAGUGAAAUUCAACUUGUUGAGAAACUUCAACACACAAAUCUUGUUAGGCUUCUCGGCUGCUGCAUUGAAGCAGAAGAAAGGAUAUUGAUAUAUGAGUACAUGCCAAACGGAAGCUUGGAUAAAUAUAUCUUCGAUUCAACCAGAGGAGCUCUCUUAGACUGGCACAGACGCCUCCAUAUCAUUGAAGGGAUAACUCAAGGGCUCCUCUACCUUCACAAGUUCUCCCGAUUGAAGAUUAUUCAUAGAGAUCUUAAAGCCAGCAAUAUCCUCUUAGAUGCUGAUAUGAACCCAAAGAUUUCUGAUUUUGGCAUGGCUCGAAUCUGCAGCUUGGAUAGAUCACAAGUAAAUACGCGUCGGGUUGUUGGCACAUAUGGUUAUAUGGCACCAGAAUAUGCAAUGGAGGGUGUUUUCUCAGUGAAGUCUGAUGUCUUCAGCUAUGGAGUCCUCCUGCUAGAGAUAUUGAGUGGAAAGAGAAAUGCUGGGAAUCACAAUUUCGGCCCAUCACUCAACCUCAUAGGACAUGCAUGGGAGCUGUGGACUCAAGGGAAGGAAGCAGAGCUGAUGGAUCCAUCUCUAGGGGAUAGCUGUCCAGCUAAUGAGCUAUCAAGAUGCAUUAAUGUGGCACUCCUAUGUGUGCAAGAAAAUGUGGCACAUCGGCCUACAAUGUCUGCUGUUUCUUCUAUGCUUAGCAACGGUUCUGCAGCUCUACCAACACCAAAUCAACCUGCUUUCUUCUUUGGUAGACACAUGACAAUUGAGGCCUUACGGUUAGACAUGCAGCACAUUUCUUCUGCAAAUAAUGUCACAAUUUCAACAAUAAAAGGUCGCUAGAGCUAUGUCAGUCUAACCAAUAAUUCAUAUGAGGAGAUUCCAACUACUCUUGGAAUUCAUCAAAACAGGAACCAUUCAGUUGCUCAAUUCAUUGUUUCACUUAAAUUGCUCAGGACUCGGUAAUUAACUGUUCUUCUAGACAUGACCAGAUAUUUCCUGUUGCUUAAUGGAAUGGAUUCUUCCUCUGAUUUCAUUUGAAUUUUCUAGUCUUUCCAUGAUGACAAACAUUCCAAAACUUGUAUCAAAAGGUGUAAUUGUCACUUUCUUAAAUGCUUAUGAUGUUCA
Molecule: messenger RNA, 2882 nt
Organism: Elaeis guineensis (African oil palm)
Lineage: Eukaryota; Viridiplantae; Streptophyta; Magnoliopsida; Arecales; Arecaceae
Product: G-type lectin S-receptor-like serine/threonine-protein kinase At4g27290
Biological process (GO): recognition of pollen; protein phosphorylation
Cellular component (GO): plasma membrane
Molecular function (GO): ATP binding; protein serine/threonine kinase activity
Source: RefSeq, a predicted model, not a curated record